AUGGUUCCUGUCGUCGCAACGGCCGCCGAUGUGCCACGCUCGCGGAGUUCUCGUCGAGAGGAUGCAAUGACAACAGGUGCCUCGACAAAUCCCUUUGGGAACGUGCCUGUUGUGAUGGACGAGUUCAAAACUACUGAUCACUCAGCUCUACACUCUUCCAUUGAAGGACUAUGUCAUGACCCAAACGUUAUGAUUGUCACCUGGGAUGGACCAGACGACCCACAAGAUCCAUUCAAUUGGUCUUUACGGAAGAAAUGGUGGGCGGUCGGGCUUGGCCUUCUCGCAAGCUUCGUCUGUUCUAUGAACGGUACUAUCCUCUCGGUUGCUCACAAGUCAAUCUCUGAAGAAUUCGGGAUUUCUGAUGAGCCUUUUCCUAAUCACUAUUGGAUCACCACGUCCUGGGGAGUAGGAGCCGCGAUUUUCCCUCUUAUCCUGUUUCCUCUUAUGGAGGAUUGGGGAGUUCGACCCGUGGUUCUCAGUACCUAUUUCUGUUUCACAUGCCUUCUCAUUCCAGUUAGUCUGGCCCAAAACUUCGAAACACUCGUUGCGGUUCGGUUCUUUACUGGCGGCUGCGUUCCACUCAUGAGCGAUGCCGUCGCCAGCAUUACAUCGAAUGUGUUCCACGGAGAUCGAGCCAGGAGUGUACCAGUAUGUCUUUACGUUAUAAUAUAUCUUGGCGCAACAAGUCUAGGUCCAGUGAUCGGUGCCUCAAUACUUCAAUUCCUGGAUUGGCGCUGGAUUAGUCACAUCGAAUUAAUUUUCACUGCCGCCACUUUCCCCGCUCUUUUCCUUGGUCUCCAUGAAACUCGUGGUUUGGCCAUUCUGCGAGCCAAGGCCAAACGAAUGCGCAAGGAGGGAAAGAAGGCAUAUACAGCGGAGGAGUCUGAUCGUACACCUUUGCACCAGGUCCUCCUAAAGAGCUUGCAACGACCAAUCUACAUGUUCUUCACAGAGUCGGUGGUCUUUGUCGCUACCAUUUGGGCUGCCUUCAGCCUUGGGACGAUCUAUCUAUUCACCGAGUCUGUCGGACAGGUAUAUGGACAGCUCUACGGUUGGAAUUCUGUCCAGGCGGGAUACGUCCAAAGUGCUAUUGUCAUCGGUGAGAUCCUCGGAACCUGCCUUUCCCUCUCCACCAACCACUGGUACUAUGCUUCUGCUGCUCGAAAUACCGAAGUCCCGGGUACACCUAUCCCUGAGGCUCGGCUCUAUUCAGCCAUCAUUGGAGGGUUUUUUGGCGUUACGGGCGGAAUGUUUGUGUACGGUUGGGCAGCAUACCCUAACAUACAUUGGACGAUCAUCACCGUCGGCUUGAUUAUGGUGGGGUUUGGAACUACUGCUGUCGUGAUUAGCAUUGCAAACUAUCUCAUCGAUGCAUACAGCAAGUAUGCGGCGAGCGCUCUUGCGGCUGUUGGCUUAGUUGAGAAUGUAUCCAUUGCUUUUCUUCCCAUUGCCACAUCAGCCAUGUACAGCAACCUCGGGUUUCACUGGGCUAGCACACUUCUCGGACUCAUGUCUUUAACGCUCGUUACUACUCCCUUCUUGGUCAUCAAAUGGGGCAAAGAGAUCAGAGCUCGCAGUCCAUUUAUGAAAGAGGCCAUCAUAGUCCGGCAAAGAGAUUUAGGCGCUGUAGCCAGCGUGUGA
Messenger RNA from Venustampulla echinocandica, 1641 nucleotides. Its product is annotated as Sucrose symporter, plant. Gene Ontology annotation, biological process: transmembrane transport. The transcript has 2 exons. Lineage: Eukaryota; Fungi; Ascomycota; Leotiomycetes; Helotiales; Pleuroascaceae. The coding region runs from base 1 to 1641 and encodes 546 amino acids. The record is from RefSeq and is a predicted model, not a curated record. Gene Ontology annotation, molecular function: transmembrane transporter activity.